This is a messenger RNA of Alosa sapidissima (American shad), 1915 nucleotides long. RefSeq names its product transmembrane protein 30B (gene tmem30b). Gene Ontology annotation, cellular component: plasma membrane; Golgi apparatus; endoplasmic reticulum. The transcript is spliced from 8 exons. The record is from RefSeq and is a predicted model, not a curated record. Gene Ontology annotation, biological process: phospholipid translocation. NCBI's taxonomy places the organism in Eukaryota, Metazoa, Chordata, Actinopteri, Clupeiformes, Clupeidae. Bases 363 to 1388 code for a protein of 341 amino acids.
GUGAAUGGUCACAUAGAAAUAUGGUCUAUGCAAUAGCCUACCUACACAGAAAUGUCCCAGAACCGUGCAAAUGAAUUCACGAGUUUGUUCGUUAUUUCAUUAAUCAAUUUAGCCAACCAUGUUGCUCUGUCUUCUCAGCGCAGGAUGGUGUGUAACUGUUAAACACCACAGAAAAUAGCCUAUCUAAUCACUUUUGACGUCAACACGAACACGAUCUAUCAGGAAGUGAAGAUCAGUAACAAGAGACACUCGACAGGUAAGACAGGAAGGUGAGAGCUACACCCUCCUUGUUGUAAAUCGGCAGUCGCUUUGAAUCGAGCCACAUCGCUAAACGGAGACAAAGAUACUUCUAGAGUUUUAGGAUGAAGAAGGGAGGGGAGACACUGAACAGGCCGGACAACACCGCUUUUACCCAGCAAAGGCUUCCGGCAUGGCAGCCUAUGCUGUCGGCUGGCAUUGUCAUCCCUGGCUUUGUGGUUAUUGGUCUGGCCUUCAUUGGUGUUGGAGUGGCUCUGUUUGUUACAUCACAGAACAUCCAAACACUGGAGAGGGACUACACUGGCGUUGACCAAAGCUCAGAACACAACUGCUUUCAGUGUCUGGAUGUAAAAAAUUGCAUAUGUGCUCUUAAUUUCACACUCUCAAAGCAGUUUGAGGGGCCUGUGUUCUUCUAUUAUGGUUUAUCAAAUUUCUUCCAAAACCAUCGUAAAUAUGGCGUCUCCAGAGAUGACCACCAACUUUUUGGGGAUACAUCUUACUUCACUAGCCCUGAUGAUACUUGUUCCCCAUAUAAGUAUGAUUCCAGAAACAGGCCGAUUGUCCCAUGUGGAUCGGUAGCCAACAGCAUGUUCAACGACACAUUCAGCCUCUAUCAGUUAGUGGGAGGGCAGAAAAAACAAGUUCCAUUUGACGGGAAAGGCAUCGCAUGGUGGACUGAUUACAACCUCAAAUACAAAAACCCCUCCAAAGUGAAUGGUUCUCUGGCAAAUGCUUUCACUGGUACCGUACAACCGCUGAACUGGCCCAGACCAGUCUAUGAGCUGGACACCUCCGACCCAUCCAACAAUGGCUUCUUGAACCAGGACUUCCUUGUAUGGAUGAGAAGAGCAGCCUUGCCUGAUUUUAGAAAGCUGUACCGUAGAAUAACUGAGGGGGACUAUGCUGAUGGACUGCCCUCUGGGAACUACUCACUAGAGAUCAACUACAAUUACCCUGUACGUGACUUUGGUGGCCGUAAGAAGGUGUUCUUCAGCAACGUUUCCUGGAUGGGUGGCAAGAACCAGUUCUUGGGCAUUGCCUACCUGGUGAUUGGUUCUCUCUGCAUCAUCAUGUCACUGGUCAUGCUCAUUGCCUAUGCCAAGUACAGAUUUGAUGAUGAGGACUCUUAAUCAGCCCAGUGAAAAAUGGCACAUCAGUACACAUUCUCCAGUUGAGUGACCUGACCUCUAAGAUCCCAGCUAGUGUGAAAUUAUGUGAGAUCGAUGUGGGUUAGAUUUUUUUUAUUGGUAUUUUUUUAGCUUCUGGGAAAGUUUGACUUUAGCAUUCCUUCAUUUUUGGAGAAUUAUCAGAUGUUUACAGAAUUUACAAAUGAAUUAUGGUGAAAACUAGCCUACUUUUAUUCCAGUACAUGAUAUGUAAUCCACAUCUGAAAUAUCAAAGCUGUGGGUAGUUUAAUGCCACUGGCUUGAAGAACUGAUCUCAGUAGUGAAUGCCAUCACAGAAGGAAAGAAACCAUGGAUUUUAAGCUACUCUUCAGGAACUGUUUUUUUUUUUUUUUCUGGAGAAAAAUCUAAUGUGACUUUGUAAACCUGUAUCAUAUUUAUUGUAGAUAUUAUUUCUCAGGGUAUAUCUCAGGGUACAUUUUUUGGGUGUAUGUUCUCAUUUGACACUAUGAAUAAAAUGUCAAAUUUGUAAA